Archocentrus centrarchus (flier cichlid) is the source of this 1066-nucleotide messenger RNA. RefSeq names its product dehydrogenase/reductase SDR family member 11-like. The record is from RefSeq and is a predicted model, not a curated record. The transcript has 8 exons. The coding region runs from base 174 to 929 and encodes 251 amino acids. NCBI's taxonomy places the organism in Eukaryota, Metazoa, Chordata, Actinopteri, Cichliformes, Cichlidae.
CUUUCGUGUGAUGCAUCAUGGGCGGUGUAGUCAAUGAUUUAUUUUAAGUGAAGCGUUUUAUCAGUCAGACCUUUCUAUUCAUUGGCUUGAAGGCUGCAGCGAGGAUUAUGACGUGUUUCCAACGUAUAUAGCGAGAGAGAUUUUUCACAGCAUAUCACCGUGUCCCGGCUACGAUGGAGCGCUGGCGGGGCAGAGUGGCUCUGGUGACCGGAGCCUCGGUCGGGAUCGGGGCGGCUAUAGCCGUAGAGCUGGUCCGGUGCGGUAUGAAAGUGGUGGGCUGCGCCAGAGACACUGGAAAAAUACAGAAACUGGCAGCAGAGUGUCAGAGCGCCGGCCACCCCGGUGUUUUGGUGCCUUUCAAGUGCGACUUGACCAAAGAGGAGGACAUUCUGUCCAUGUUUGCAGCCAUCAAAGAGCAGCACAAAGGCGUGGAUGUGUGCAUCAACAACGCUGGCUUGGCUCAUCCAGAACCGCUGCUAAACGGCAAAACCAGCGGCUGGAAGAACAUGAUGGACGUGAACGUUCUUGCACUGAGUAUCUGCACACGUGAGGCGUAUCAGUCGAUGAGAGAGAGAAAGGUGGACGAUGGGCACAUCAUAAACAUAAACAGUUUGUGUGGUCAUCAAGUCUUUCCUAACCCUGAUAUACAUUUCUACACCGCCACCAAGUAUGCCGUAACCGCUCUGACUGAGGGUCUGAGGCAGGAGCUGCGUGCAGAAAACACCCACAUCCGGGCCACAAGCAUUUCUCCUGGUUUAGUGGACACAGAAUUUGCAUCACGGCUCUACAGCGACAAUCCAGAUAAAGCAGCUGGUAUAUAUGCUGCAAAUAAGCCUCUGGAAGCAAAAGAUAUCGUCACUGCUGUCACAUACGUGCUCAGCGCCCCUCCUCAUGUUCAGGUUGGAGACAUUCACCUUCAAGGUGUGUAGCGGGUGUCACAGAAAUUGUUGCCCUGGCAACCCCAAUACAGGCGCCCAAUCCAGUGGUGCGACUGGUUCUCCUGACUACUAAUUUUAUAAAGCAGCUGAAGAAUGACAUGAACAAAUCAAUAAACUGUCUCUUCUAA